UGACGAAAGCGCGUGGUGAGCUUGAGGGGUACCUGCAAGGAUAUAGAUGCAGAAGGAGCUCCGCGUCCAAUCAACGCCGGCGAAUCUCAAGAUACCUUUUACAACUUCCACAAUCGUACAAACACAAACUCUAGCUCUCCGCGACAUCAUCCACCGCUUCUGUGUCUUCGGAAUGAACAACCAACAGUUCCGCCGCCUGAUCCUCGAAGAAACCCCGUCAUCUCCUAACCAGCAAAAUGGUGCCACCAAGGAGCAGUCUCCAGCUUCGCGGGCGCCUGGCACCGUGCUGGGCGCGCGCAAGCAUAGCAGCAUCCAUAUGACACCUCGCCAAGUAGGCCGAAGUACUGUGCAAGCAGAUUUCGCCCGCCAGCUCGCCCAGCGCAACGCCAAACCUGACACCAAGAGCAAAUCCCGCUCCGUCGCUCCCAAGGGUACCAAACUCGCUGCCGGCUACACCGAUCGCGCCAAAGCGCGCGAGGACUAUGAGGAAGACGAAAAGGCGAAGCGCAUCAAAAAUCUUGAAGAGUCUAUGAAGCUGGGACAGCUCGACCGCGCGACUUUCGAAAAACUGGUACAGGAGAUCACGGGCGGAGAUAUCAGCUCUACACACUUGGUCAAAGGCUUGGACCGGAAACUGCUUGAACGAGUCAGAAAGGGCGAGGAUGUUCUCCCUGGCGAUGCCGAACCCGAACCAGAAGAGGAGGCUGGAUCUGAUCUGGAGGACGAGUUCGACGAGCUUGCUGACCAGCACAUCGGUACGGUGACACGGGCGAAAGUAGAGAAGAGAGGGGAGAUGGCACCACCACCUUCGGUUGCAGGCGUUAAAAGAAGUAGAGCAGAUAUCCUAGCUGAUCUUAAAAGACAGCGAGAAGAAGCGGCCGCUGCAGCCAUGGAGGAACACGAAAAGAAAUAUCCUACGCUCGGUACAGGCUUCCGCAAGGUUGCCAACAAUGGCGAAUCGACACGGAUUGAGACGGACUCUAAAGGCCGAGAAGUCUUGAUUAUCACAGAUGCUGACGGCAAAGAGAAACGAAAAGUGCGGAAACAGAGGGUAGAGGAACCCCCAAUGGAGAUCCGUCGCGACUUGGACGAUGAGAAAAAACCAAUCAACAUGCACAACAUCCCCGCGCCUAAAAUACCCCCACCAAAAGAGGAAGAUUCGGAAGACGAUGACAUAUUUGAAGGAGUUGGCUCAAGUUAUAAUCCACUGGCUGAACUCGACAACGAAGACAGCUCUGAUGAAGAAGGCGAAGCGGAACCAGCUGUAGAAAAGGUACCCUCGGCCACAGAUAAAUCCGAGCCCAAAUCCGAGCGACGAAGCCCAUCGUCAGGAUCAGACACGAAUGCUACCCCUGCAACCACAGCUCCAGGUACUACUCGACCGUCAAAACGCGACUAUUUCGCAUCUACGUCUCGCACAUUUGGCACCAACGACACUGCCGCCUCGGAACAGUCUGCAGCUGAUAUGACUGUCCGUGCUGCCUUGCAGAAAGUGCGUGGCCUUGAUCCUGAUUCUACACUCAUAAACGAUCCCGACUCCGAGGAAGCACGUCUGAAGAAGAGAGCUAGAGAGCUAGCAGCUAGUGAUCGAGACAUGGAGGAUAUGGAUAUGGGCUUUGGUGGCUCAAGAUUCGAUGAUGCUGAUGAGAUGGAGAGAGAAGGAGAGAAGAUCAAGUUGUCCGAGUGGAAAGGGUUGGGAGCGGAGGAAGAUGAUGACGAGGAUGGUGGGAACGCGCACAAGGGUGCAAAGAAACGGAAGCGUGGCCCCAAGAAGAAGAAGGGGGACAAGAACAACGCAAAUGAUGUCUUGAUGGCAAUGGAGCGUCAGAAAGAGAAGAAGACACUGGGCUAG
Molecule: messenger RNA, 1852 nt
Organism: Periconia digitata
Lineage: Eukaryota; Fungi; Ascomycota; Dothideomycetes; Pleosporales; Periconiaceae
Source: the annotation of a GenBank genome assembly